Molecule: messenger RNA, 708 nt
Organism: Aspergillus ochraceoroseus IBT 24754
Lineage: Eukaryota; Fungi; Ascomycota; Eurotiomycetes; Eurotiales; Aspergillaceae
Exons: 2
Source: RefSeq, a predicted model, not a curated record
AUAAUACAAAAGCAUGAUCCCGCCAGUGUCCUCAAGGAAGCUAUUGUUUAUGACGGGAUAUAUGGGUCUAACUAUGAGGAUAAGAGUGAAGGAAUGAAACAAGCUCUUGAUAAAGUCUGGGCAAAUGGGUGGCUCCAUGCCGAGAAAUCAGAUACUGAUAUACACUUUGUUUUUGCAGCCCAAAUCCACCGUUGGUAUUACCAGUGUCUUUUCUCAGAGAGAUAUCUUGAUAAUAAACUUGAUUAUGAAUCUCCCCUACAAUUGGUACUUGAUGCUAUUAAGUGUUUUCAACCUCGUCAGCUAUCAGAUGCCCCACGCUCACUAAUAGGAAAUUCCUCACCUCUAGAAGAUCAAUACUAGAAAGAGUUCUACCGCUGCCUACUUUAUUUACUAGAUGGCCAUUUUGUGAUAUCUCCUGAGUUUAUGAUCGUGGGCGAUUAACUUCCUUAUUACCCAGAAGAAAUGAGGAUUAGAGCUUCUAAGAGACCGUGAUCGGCUUUUACAAUCUAUGGAAAGAUUUGAACCGAAUGGGCAGUAUUUUCUCAAGUUUCAACUCCGUACCCCGUUGUGUUUUCUGAAAAUUUCCGAAAGGGUUAUGUAAAUUGAUCGAUGCCUCGAAUCUAGGCGAAGUUAGUGAUAUUCUACCACCCUCCAUUCACCACCAGAUGCAACAGAAUAACGACUACCUAGGUAAUUAAGCCUGUUGUU